CGGGUGUAGAAGUUCAGUUACGUCUGCACUGUUGAAUCUAUACCCUAGUCAGGACAAUGCAACGCCGCAAAAGUCUAUUUGCGCCAUACAUCUCCAGAAACGCAGACACUGUUGUGGAUUUGAAAGUGCAUCCUAUAGACCUGCCACAUGGAGCUCUUGUGCAGACCAGUUGGAUAGAGGAGAGAGCAGAGCGCAGGAGCGAAUGUGACACGUGCGCUAUUGGGGAACUCAGAUUGCCAGGGCUCGGAUACAUCGAACAGGACCAGAGCACCAUCGACAGAGCGCAAAGGCGGCGGCGCAUGGCUGCAAACGCCCGGGAGAGGAGGAGGAUGCUCGGCCUCAAUGUUGCCUUCGACCGGCUCAGGAGCGUUAUCCCUAACCUGGAGAGCGACAAGAAGCUGUCCAAAUCAGAGACUCUUCAGAUGGCGCAGAUAUACAUAUCGACGCUCAGCGACUUGUUGCAGGACAGGCCCUCCGUAGCGGAAUUCAGCACCACUGCAUUUGAGAGCACGGCGAAGGUGGAUACGGCCCCAACCGGAAGGUCAACAAUGAACUCCACAGAAGACGCAACUGUAAAGCUACCUGGGCCAGGUACAUUCAAUAUAUGUAGAGACAGUGGAAACGUGAUGCGCGCGCCUUUCGAAGAACAGAAGACAGAGCUGCGAGGGUUUAUGAACCUGUGGGAGAGAACUAGUGGCACAAAAUAACUGAUUCUAUUUGUUUGUGUUUACUAAUGUUUUUUUUCUUCAUACAAAACAUGUUGAUUCUUGUUUGAAACCUUAUGUAGAUUAUCUGGCUGAAGUAAAAAAAACAUAUUUACGCA
Messenger RNA from Oncorhynchus mykiss (rainbow trout), 823 nucleotides. RefSeq lists its product as uncharacterized. Gene Ontology annotation, cellular component: nucleus. The record is from RefSeq and is a predicted model, not a curated record. Gene Ontology annotation, biological process: positive regulation of transcription by RNA polymerase II; axon development; sensory organ development. Gene Ontology annotation, molecular function: DNA-binding transcription factor activity, RNA polymerase II-specific; protein dimerization activity; E-box binding. NCBI's taxonomy places the organism in Eukaryota, Metazoa, Chordata, Actinopteri, Salmoniformes, Salmonidae.